Molecule: messenger RNA, 815 nt
Organism: Dimorphilus gyrociliatus
Lineage: Eukaryota; Metazoa; Annelida; Polychaeta; Dinophilidae
Source: the annotation of a GenBank genome assembly
ACUUAAUUAAAGCUGACCCGUCCUGAAGCCAGUAAGUUCAGAAACGUUCCGUAGAACGUAGUAAAAACCGUCGAAAGUAAUCUGGAAAAUGUCCUCUUCUCCACUCUCAAUGUUCUAUAACUAUGUACAGUUAAGUACAGUCUCAGUUUUUCUGGCUUUAAUAAUAUACCUUAUGACAUGGCCAAACUGGGCAAGGACCACAAGACAGUACUUGUUAAUGAUAUUGUCUGUGGAGUGUGGAUUUGAAGUAUUUCUUUUGUCAAAUACAGCGGUAAUAUUUUCUAUAAGUUGUUGUUCUACUUACUACUUCAUUUCUAUAAAUAUAAUACUUAUAGUUCAAGGAAGCUGUAAAAGAUGGUUUGUUUCACAUAAGAUGUCUAUUUUGGGCGAUAUCGGCAACCAUAUAUUUUUACGGCAUGAUGACUUUUACGGUAAAGAAGCCAGAGCAGACAAUUGACCCUGAUCUUUUGACAAAAAUAGAAAGAAACACCAGCUUGCAAUAUAAUGAAUUAAAAAGAUUGAAUGAAUUAAAUGAGCGAAUGAACUCAACUAUUGAGGAUACGGAAAGUUCUGACGACUCUGAAGACGAUUCGGAUUACAUUGAUUCCGCAGACGAAAAAGAGAUUUCAGGAGACGAGCUUCAAGAUUUAGAGAAACAUACGGACUAUGAUCUUCCUGGAUUUCGCAAAAGACCAGAUUAUUACAACGACAACAUGAACGAAAGCCCGAGCGAGUUUAAACGACAUGUGGAAUAUCUAGAAAAAAUGUCGGCAAAUCGUUCUAAGGAAUUACGUUACGGAAAUGGGGAAAUUUAA